AAUGCAUUCUCAACAUGUUAAGUUAAGUGAUGAUCCAGAAUUAUCUGCAGUGUGCUCAGCUCUCCUUCUUGCCUUCAUAGAGAACUCUCGUGUUUUGAGAUAUUGUUCAGGAGGAGGUGAUUAUACAAACACUCAAAAUGAUUUUGGAGAUCAUUAAUUAGAAAUGGAUGUUCAAUGUGAAUUAAAUGUUAAUACAGAAUUGAAGAGAACAGGUUUUGUCAGUCAUACAGCAAGUGAAGAAACACCAGAAGUAUAAUAAUAAUUUAUCCAUUUUUAGAUGAAGCUUCUAUCUGAAGGUGGAAAGUUCAUUGUCACAUUUGAUCCAUUAGAUGGAAGUUCAAUUAUAGGAACCAACUUUGCAGUCGGUACAAUUGUUGCCAUAUGGAAAUCUGAUGAAAAUUUAUUGAUUGGAAAAAGAGGAAGAGAUAUGGUAUCAGCUUGCUGUUGUCUCUAUGGUAGUCGUACAAAUGUUGUCUUCUGGAAUGAAAAAGAAUAAAAAGUUUAAGAAUAUACAUUAUUUGGUAUUUAAUAUAUAUUAAUCAUUAGAUGGAGACAAAUAAGGACAUUGGGAAUUAACAAAGGACAACAUCAAGAUAAAACCAAAAGGUAAAUUGUUCAGUCCAGGAAAUACAAGAUGCAUUAUAGAUCAUAUCCCAUAUAGAGAAGUUGUUGAUUAUUGGAUUCACAAUGGCUAUACACUUAGAUAUUCUGGUGGCAUGGCUCCAGACAUUUGCUAAAUCUUUUUAAAAGAAGUAGGAGUCUUCUCAUGUUUUGGAGAUGCCAAAAAUCCAUCUAAACUUAGAUAUCUCUAUGAAUGUGCCCCAUUAUCCUUCUUAAUCGAGAAGGCUGAAGGAAAAUCAUUUAAUGGAAAACAUUCAGUUUUAGACACUGAAAUUACAGGAUAUCAAUAAAAAAGUGAAAUAAUUGUUGGUAGUGCAGAAGAAAUCGAAUUUUUCAAAUCAAUCUGGAAGAAGCAUGGUAUAUUAAAAGAAUGAUGAUGU
Molecule: messenger RNA, 1001 nt
Organism: Paramecium pentaurelia
Lineage: Eukaryota; Ciliophora; Oligohymenophorea; Peniculida; Parameciidae
Source: the annotation of a GenBank genome assembly